UUAAAUACAUUAUGCAGGAUGCAGAUGGUACAUGUAAUUCAUCUCCUCUUCUUACUGCUUUUGUCCCCUGCAGCUGAGACAGGGUAUUCUGGUUGCUUUCCGGAAACGCCGACCGCGAGGCAGUUAGCAGUCAAUCCAGGAAACUACGUCCCAGGGCUGCUGACUACCACACAAUGUCAGGAUUUCUGCUCUAGAAAAGGACAAGCCCUAGCGGGUUUGACUGCUGGGAAAAUUUGUUUUUGUGGAAUGACUACGACACAACCACAAGUAGCGGCAAGCGCAUGCGUAGAAACCUGUGUGGGUGAAGCUGGUCUGAAAUGCGGAACAAAUGGAGAACCUCCCUAUGAUAGUGUCUACACGACCCCAGUGGUUCUGUAUGGCUUCCAAAUAUUUCCUGGGGACAUGCUCCUGGAAACAUUUGUUUCUCAGACCCUGUAUUUCAAUCUAACCACCGGCAACAUACAGUCCAUACUGGCAGUUACAUCAGACGGCGGUCCAGACUUGGGACCAAUCACAACUCUGUCCGUUCCAAUAGUCCCUAGAAGAUCAAGGCCACUACAAAUCAAGGCCAAAAUCAUCGACAUUGGGUCAGAAGAACUGGAAUCAACCCAAGUAUUUAAGGUUCAAGCCAGAAUCAAAUUAAUGACACUGGUGUGCCCAGCGUAUGUCACAGGUAACGUUCAAUUUGACUGUUUCCUUCGGAUUGGAGUCGGCAGCGCCAUGACGGUCAAUAUCGAUAUGAACGACGGAACAAAAUUUCUACUCAAAGUGCCAGAAUGUAGAGAAUUCUCCAUGGGUUACGCACACGGUACCCCUUCUACAGCUUCACACCCGGGCAACAAUUUAUACUUGUUUCCUGAUACAAUCGUGAGAACGAACGCCACUUUGGUGGGUUUGGACUAUACCGCAACUACCAUUGGGAAUAUCAUAGUACAGGUGUACCGCCCUUCAUGUGGACCAGGCUUAAUACAAAUGUUCUGUCAUAAAAGUUACUCCUGUAUAUCCGUGAACGAGUCCUGCUAUAAUCAACCACGGGGAUCCUACUGGCAAACCAAGUGUGGUCCAGGCACCAUAUACAGUCUGGCAUUUGCGAAGUGUAUCAAUAAGACUUCAGGAGCUGUGAUCAGGAAGCCUCCAAUCACCGAUUGGGGGCAGAUGCCAAUUCAGUCAUUCGAACUUGUUCAUGAGUUCACAUUCACCAUAAGCACAACCGGAAGGAAUUUCUACACCGUUCCUGACGCAGACCUCUUCAUCAUGGAUCCAGCGGACGUCAUAGCUAUAAAGGAAGACGGUGGUCGUUUUGAACUCUUGGACACCUCUAAUAACUACAAAGAGUUCUACUGGACGGUUGGUGGAGACUGGUCAACACGAGCUACGAAUGGAUACAGCAUAUCUAGCAACGGCGUCAAUACGCUCUGCGCCAGACACGCCGUGCAAGCGUAUUUUGCAAAGCCCGUACGAGCAAAGUUCAGGCAUACGUAUGGGCUCAUUAUGGCAAACUACAUGAACAUUUCUUUAACUGCAUACAACGCAGUCACACAACCACCAGUCAGUUCGUUAUAUGAGAUUGAACUCCUAAUCACCAUUACUGGCGUUACAAUUGAUGCCCCUGCAGUGGGCGCCACCAAUAACACGAUACAACUAAGCAUACCUACUCACCCUGGAUCACAGGUAUUGUAUACAUGGAGGUUUGGAACAGCUGAUGUCAUGUACUCUAAUCACAGAGAAAUGAAUUACACAUGGACCGGUGCAGGUAUCUACACAAUUAAAUUGACUGCAGAAAACAAAAUUAGCAGUAUGUGCCAGACGUAUGUGAUAACUAUACAAGAUGAGAUUAAGAACCUCACAGCAGAGGCUGAAAAUAUUGCUACUGUAUUCACUGAAGAAACCAAAGUUCAUUGGAACAUAAGUAAAGGUACAAACGUUAGCUAUCAUCUCACAAUGGGGGAUGGUGUGGAGUUUCUCUUUGGCUAUCCUUUCCAGGGAUACCUCUGUGAAGAAGACAAUUUAAAGAAUACUUUUUCCGUUGCCACUGGUAACUUUAAUUGUACAACAACGUGUAAUGGAACUUCAUCAGGAAUGGACGGCCAUAUCUCCUAUUAUUACUCCGAACCCGACUGGUUUACCUUCACAAUAACAGCCUUUAACUUAGUAGGAAACAGCAGUGUCGUUUUAAAUCUUCCUGUUCAAAUCCCAAUUUCUGAUUUCUUCAUAAAUGAGUCUUCCUCCAUUCCCUUUGGAGCAUCCCGUGCAGUUUCGAUGACAACCAGCACAGGUACCCAUAUUACCCAUACCGAUCUCCAGGUAUCAAUGAAUGGGUCACUGCUCAAUAUGUCAAAUUUUGAUUGGACUUUGAAGUCUGGUGAGGCAAUCAUUAACGCUGAAAAUUACAACUGGAGUGGAUAUUACAUCAUUGAAGCCAACAUUACGAAUCUGGUCAGCCCUGUCAGUUCCUUUGAAAGAGGAGUUUGGAUAGAUUUUCUUAUCACUAAUAUGUCAAUAAUUAAUGACAGACCCUAUGUACCUGUUGGCGAGAAUACAACCUUUAAUAUUGGGAUGGACUUCUGUUCUCGGUUCAAUACAUCCAUUCUGUAUGGAGACGGCUCACCUCUUGAAUUCCUGUAUCAAGAUUUGCUCGUAAGUCCGCAGCGGUAUCGCUUUUCACAUAUUUUCACUACACCGGGUAUUUACAAUGUAAAUCUUUCAAUAGAGAAUCCAGUGGAUAAUCAUACCAGUAUUCAUAACGUUCAUGUACAGUAUCCUGUAGAAAAUGUCGUAGCAUUCGUAUCCACGCCGAUGAGACUUGAACAAAAUGGUUUCGUUACGGUGAAAGUCAAGUUAACAUUCUUGGGUGGCGUCCCCCUUGCCACAGAUGCAAGUUUCCAUCUUAAUUUCAACGACAGCAUCACAACAACUGGUGUCUUUGAAGAACCCACAUUUCUAACAACAGAAACUCCUACAGUUGAACAAACAACAGGGUUUGAUUGUUCCGCACUUUAUGAAUUGCUUCAACAAUCUCUAAACUCGUCUAAAUUUGAUACUAAUACCACUGAUACAACUCCUGCUACGAUAACAGAGGAAGAAUACCAACUUCUGUGUAACAAUUCCACUAUAACAUACUCUUCCAACAUGACAACAACAACGAAUCCAAUGAUUAUCACACCAGAAACCGUAAUGGAAGGUUUCUUUGAGAUUAUAUUUUCCCACAAUUAUACGUUAUAUGGAACGUACAAUCUUUUUGCUAACAUCUCAAAUUUAGUAGACUUUGAGUACUUGCCUUUGACUCUAGACAUUGAUGAACCCAUCUAUGAUCUAGAAUUCAUACCUGACCCAUUUUGCAUAUCAGUCAGAACAAAAGGAUCUUUCAUCAUCAGUAUGUCCUGGGGCUCACGAGCAGAAUGCACAAUUAGUAUUGGAGAUGGAUCUCCGGACAUUGUUGUUCCAUGUAACCGAUCACUACCAACAUCUACACCUCACUAUUUUAACACUGCCGGUGUCUACUAUCCAUAUGCCGUAGGAAAUAACACCGUAAGCACUGAAUAUGUAGCAUCCCCAGCACCCAUUAUCGUCCAAGUUCCUGUUGAUGGAUUCGAGGUGAAAUGUUUGCUGUGUUCAAACGACAUUGGUCCACCCACCUACACAACAUACAAUACCAGUGUGAUGUUUGAAUUGCUAUUUGACAGUAGUAAAGAAAUGCCAACCAAUGCUUCGUACACAAUUGACUAUGGAGAUGGGACCAAAACAUCGCCACAAGACAUGCCCAAAACGUUUGCUGUCGAAAAUCAUGGUGGUGGAAAGUCUCUUGCUUUCCUUUUUCAACAUUGCUAUUUAAGAGGUGGCAAUUACACUGUUAUCGUGAAUAUUUGGAACUUAGUAAGUAAUGUCAAUUAUACAUGUUCGCAUGAUCUCUAUGAAGCAAUAGUAAAUCUACAUCUUAAUUUCUACGACUACGACCCUGAUACCGGAAUUACAAAGGUAGGGGGUGGUCCAGAUCAGAAUUAUUUUGCCUUGGAACAUCAAGUUCUAUUUGUAGCAUCACAUGACAGAGGCUCCCAUGUAACUUAUCACUGGGGAUAUGGUGAUGGGUCUGCUUUGCAAUCUAUCUACUAUAUUCAGAAUGCCUAUCAUGGAUACUCUGAAGAUAGCACUUUCACUAUUACUUUAAACGCAACAAACAAGUUUGUCGAAAAUGACGCUAAUAUAAAAACAACAAUCAAUAUUCAGAGGGGUUGCUUCAACACAUCAAUAUCUGUUGAUGACCCUCGGCCCAAGAACUCUACAUUUGAGUAUCAAAUGUGUCCGGGAACUAUUGGUUCUGACGCAUGCUACUUUAUAGACUUCAAGGAUGAUACAUCUGUUCCUAGUCGGUACAUGAUGUUUGGUGACUCUAAUUCUUGCGCUUCGAUUUCCGAAUGGAGUUGGUACUGGAACGAUCCAAACAAACUGUUUGUUUCUCACCCUUCUGAUACGUGGUAUGCAGAUAAACUUGCAAAUCCCAGUAACUACAACAUAACAAUUCACAAUAUGUUCAUGUUUGAAGGUGCAUAUGAUGUCACAUUAGAAUGCAAGAAUUACGUGUCCCAUACAACAGCGAUAUAUAACACAGGUGUCACCAAGGGUCAGUGCUGGUGGCCGUAUGUCAACUUGACAAGCCCCAACCUUUGCCAGCCUCCAGCCUGUGAUACUGUCGACCCUAAUAUGAGAGUAGUCCUAAAGUCUGAGAAGCUAAUAGUAUACUCCGAUGUCAUUAUUAACUGUACCUCCACUAAGGUAGCCUACUAUUCUUGGACCGUUUUCAAAAUAAAUGAAACACAUGGAAACGAGGUUGAAGUCACCGAAUUAGGAGACGCAGAUGUGUAUUCUAUUGGCGCUAGAUACUUGCAGGUGGAGCCAAGGGUCCUUGAAUACGGCCUCUACAGAUUUGAAUUGAAUGUCAGUAUGAACGAACUGAUGGGCAUGUUUUCUGUCGACUCUGUUGAAUUGCGAAUAUUGCCUACGCCGUUACAAGUCGCUAUUGCAGGUGGCGAUAUUUUACAAGCGCAGUGGGGAAGCGAGUCCCCCUUAGUUCUUGAUGGACAAACAGAAUCAUAUGACCCCGAUGUGGCAUCCGAGGAUAAGAGCGGAAUGGAGUUCAUCUGGCUAUGCAGAAGGGUUUGCGAAAACUGGCCAAUAUUUGACAACGACUUUAACCCUACAUCGACCUUUACUCAUAACUGUACCUACCAAGACGAUUCUGAUCGAGGUUGUUCAAAGAUUGAUGAGCUGGAUUCACCAGGAAAAAUGGUCAAUGCCACUGGUGGUGUAAUAAACAUUUUUACUGGAGAAAUGUAUGAAGCGGAUCACGUUGAAAUACGACUCAUUGUGAGGAAAGGCAAUAGAAUAGCUGAGGACUUCCUAGUUCUGUUUAUCGCCGAGGGAAAUCCACCCCUAAUUAGUUUGAAAUGCGUUACGAACUGUGGUCCGAAAAUGAAUCCAACCAGUCGUUAUUCCCUGCAGUCGCAUAUUGAUGGCUGGACUAGGGGUGCAUUUUUCUACUACAGAUGGAAACUAUACGGUGUCCCAUGGGGAGGCGGAUAUUUCAACAGAAGACUUAUAUCAGAAUCUCAAUGGGUCAACCAAGCUACAACUGGCUCCAAUGGCCCACAUAUGGCAAUUGAUCCUGUCGUUUCAUUGUUUACAAGUAAUAGCUCGUACAGUUAUUACUUCUCGGUAAAAUCUUGGCGAUGGGGAACGAGCGAAUCAAAUAGCGGAAUCACGGAAAUCAACUUCAGGAUUAAUGAAAAGCCGAAGGCCGGAAGAGUUACUGUAUCAAUUUCUCCUGGAUCUGGCAUUGCAUACGAAACAAAGUUUUCUGUGUCUGCGAGGGGAUUUACCGACUAUGAGGAUGGAUCUACAAUGUCUUUCUACAAGUUUGGUUACAGGAUAGACCCAGAUAGCUUGAUUACCUGGUUUCAUGAAGGCACAAAAAGUAACAACUAUGGCUUUGAAAAUCCAUUUCCAAACGGACUGGAGUCCCUUAAUUUCCAGAUUAAUGUUGUUGUCAGAGCCUAUGACCGAAGCGGAGCGUAUGCAGAAAAAUGGAAAUCAAUAACGGUUCAACCACCUCAACCGACAGCUGUAAGGACUAUCAUAUCCACUGCAACGGAACCCGGAGGACAAAUUGAUAAAUAUCUUAUUGGGGCCGACAUCCGUGUAGCUCCCAUGUCUUUGACUCUCGCCAAAUUUUUAAAUGAAGAGGCAAAUGGCGCACUGACGUCUGCGGAGGUUGUCGAGACUACAACUUCCAUUGCACAAGAUCAAAAUUUGACGGAGGUUGAGCGUCUUGCAUUGGAACAAACACUUGUACAACAACAGGCGAACGAAAAGGAGAAUCGUAUAAGGACACGCGAAACAUUGAUGAAUGGUUUUAAAAGAGUCAACCCUAGUAAGGUAGAAGCCAUGCAAGGUGCGGCCGCGGCUCUUGCAGAAAUGUCGGUGAAGGAAGACGAACUGACAGCAACAGCACAAGAAGACGCAGCAAGCAUAAUGGAAGACUACGUGAUUAAGCUUAAAAGUCAGUCCAGUCUCUCAGCAGACGACAGGGAGGACGCUACGUCCAGUCUUAUAGCCACCAUCGGUAAUACCAUGCACGCCGCUGGUUUAACGGCUGAAUUGGCUGAAGAAAAAGGUACACAGCUGGUCAAUAUGGUGGAAACCACGGCAGAUGGCACUGUCUCCACGACACAAGCAACCAAUCUGUCACCUGAAGAAAUUAAGGCGCGCCAACAACAGUUGUUGAACGAGAAGAACAACGCGAUGAAUACGUUUUUGAGACUUGAACAAUCUUUGAAUAACAUCAUUAACACACUAGGAAAGUACAAAGUAGUUGGCGAGAAAAAUGCAGUUAUUGAAUCUCCAAAGCUGAAUGUAACGCUUUCAAAGACAGAGACGAAAGAUGUUAACUACAAUCCUAACGUAGCUGUCGGAGGUCUUAGUGGUGCUCUUCUACCAAAAACACAAGCCAUAUUUGGCGAGGAAGGUAACGAAACCACGUGGUUUGUCGAAACCGAGGCAUUAAGGAUGACCAACAACCCCUUUACUUGGACAAAUGCAAGCGCUACCACAUCUUCAAAAGUUACCAGUGAUGUCAUCUCUUUGAAAUUCCGAAACGAUACAAACGAUGCUGUAGAAGUGCGGGACACCCCACAGUACUUUGACAUAUUCAUGGAUCGGCAGAACUUUGACACCACAGUCCAAAAUAUCAUCAAUAUGACGAAAGCUUGGAAUGAACCCUCCGUCCUUCACAUGUUACCAGUGACACCCAAUAGCUCAUUGCAUAUCACCAUCAAUCAGAUUUAUGACAAAGAAGACAUACAGUAUUACCUGGAUUGGCUAGAUUAUCUUGCCGGUAUUUCGGCAGUACAUAAUUCCACGGCUAAACAAGGAUCCAAUGUGACAGAAAAUGAUCUAUAUCAAGGAGCCGAUGCCUUUUACAUGGAAACAAAACAGUCGCUGUUCUAUGUCUUCAUCAAGAUGGGAGGUCCGCCAUCACCACAAGACCAUGAUUAUAACUGCACUUUGCCUAAGACCUUGGAUGAAUUUUUAUCCAUGCUUGAUUAUAUGGAUGCGUUGUCCUAUGAAAACGACACCUCUCUACCAAGGUCGAACUAUCUAUCAGAAAUUCCAGACUGGAAUACCUGCUUGUUCUCAAAUGAUGAAUUAAGCUUAAAUGAAACAACGGACUUCUAUAUCGCCGUCAAACAUAAAACAUACGAGCAAUUAGAAGCAGAAGCUGCUGGCGAUUUCUCAACAACUCCUCUGUCGGUAUACCCUCCCGCCACAUCCACCACCACAACACUAAACAGGAAGAGGAGAGCGGGUAAAAAAAGUCGCGGCGGGAAGGAACGCACUGCAUUGGAGGAAACGCUUCUCAAUCUUGCGAAUCUCGGAACGACAAUGUCUGCUUCAUCAGCCGGAACAUCUACACAUACGAACGGUGGUAGUGGUGGAGGAAAUGGUAACGGACAUGGUGGCGUCAGUAAUAGUGUUUGGCCACCUGCAGGUGCUUACUACCCGGCCGUGUACAAUAUCUCUUUCUACAGCGCCAGCUGUGUGUGGAGAGACAGGACUAAAAGCGUCUGGUCCACAGAUGGUUGCUUUGUUGGCCCCCUUUCAAAACCAUACAGAAUCCACUGUCUGUGUAACCACUUGACGGCGUUUGGUGCAGGUUUCGCUGUACCUAUGAACUCGCUCAGUCUUAAUGAUUCUGGAUUUGCUAAGUUGGAUGAAAACCCUGUUAUAUUUGCUACUAUGGUCUCCUUAAUGUGUGUCUACGUUUUGAUGCUUAUCUGGGCGAGAAAUCGGGAUCUUUUGGAUAAAGUUAUGGCUGGGUCAUCGCCUUUACCUGACAAUGAUCCGAGGGACAAGUAUUUGUACGAAAUGACUGUGUUCACGGGCUCCAGAAAGGGUUCUGGAACAUCAGCCAACAUAUCUUUCAUUUUGACUGGAGAAAAAUCCGAGACCACACCACGAUAUUUAGCUGAUAACAAACGCCCCGUUCUCCAGCGGUCCAACUGUGAUGGGUUUAUCAUGGCAACGCCAAAAACCCUUGGGAAACUUACUCAUUUACGAAUAUGGCAUGAUAAUAUGGGAUCCAGUCCGUCGUGGUAUUUCAGUCGCUUGCAAGUCCAGGAUCUUCAAACUGGAGAUAAAUAUUUUUUCAUCUGUGAACAGUGGCUUUCAGUUGACGAUGAAGAUGGAAUAAUUGACAGAAUGGUUCCUGUAGCUGGUAAAGCAGAAUUGACAAGUUUUAAUUACCUGUUCUGGCAGAAGACAAAACACAAUUUGGCUGAUGGACAUUUGUGGUUCUCUGUCUUCCAACGUCCUGUUAGAAGUAACUUUACUAGAGUACAGCGACUAACAUGUUGCCUGACGCUUCUGUUUACCACAAUGGUUGUCAGUCUUGCUUGGUACCAAACAGACACAAAUCCUUCACCGACACAGUUCAGACUUGGACCAGUGACUCUUUCUCUCACAGGAGUCUACAUUGGAGUCGUCAGUGGUUUAAUGACGUUCCCCAUCAACUUCAUCAUUGUUCUCAUCUUUCGCUACUCGGCACCUAAGCCAGAGAAGAAGAAAGAAUUCAAAUUCAAUGUGGAUGGAGACAAAAGCAAGGCGACCAAUACUGGUGAAUCAAAGAGCAUGAACGAUAAAUCAAAUCAUGACUCCGAAAAAUCCACUGUUUCCACCACAGAAUACACCGAAGCUAGCCUCAUAAAAGAAAAGUCUGAACUUGACCCAGAUUUUGUGGAACUUGAGCUGAGGCAACAAGACGAGUUUCUUGAGACGAGGGAUAAGAAAAAGUGGGUGACGAUCAAAGAACAAAUCGCUGAAGAAGAUCAAUCCAUUAAUUCAGGCCAAACACAAUUUUCUCACAAUGUUGAAAUCGUGGCAUUUGAGAAAGAAAGUACGAGAAAAGGCAAGAAAAGAUUGCCAUGGCGGUGCGUCUACUUAGGGUAUAUCCUUUCUUUUAUUACUGUUGUGGUGGCAUUCUACUUCGCAGUGGAGUUUGGAGGUGUAUUUGGUCUGGACAAAUCUGUCAGUUGGUUGAUUGGUUUCAUUGUCUCUCUGUUUGAGUCAAUCUUCUUUUCCCAGCCGAUUAAAGUGAUUAUUGUUGCAAUCUUCUACGCUCUUGUAAUAAAGAGACCUGAAGCACAGGAUGAGGAAUAUGAACAGAUGAAACCUGAUUUAAGAAAUGAUGAAGAGUAUCUUCAUGAUCAUCUCACUGAAAAAGACUUGGAGGAUCCACAAAAACUUCGUCUUCUCGAACAAAGAAAAACCCAAGCAACAUUGCCACCAGAAUUGGACUUCUUGAAAACUAUUCGCUUGGAACGGCAAAAAGAGCGUGCAAUGUUUGCCAUGUUGAAGGAGAUAGCAGUCUGCAUGUUGUUUCUGUACAUAGUGCUUACAAUAGCGUACGCCAACAGAGAUCCUUGGUCACACGUUCAAUAUAAAAACUACGACAAUAUAUUUAACAAAGGAUAUUUUGCUCGAGCCAUUGGAAAUUAUUCUGUUCACUUUGUUAACAUUGAUUCUCGGAAACAGUUCUGGAACUGGAGUGAAAAUGCACUUCUGCAAGGAUUAUAUAACAAGGAGUUCUACAAUGGUGAACCAGUCCUUGACAAACUUAUAAUUGACAAGCAGAGUAUACUAGUUGGAGGAGCUAGAUUACGUCAACUUAGAGUAACACCAGAAUUAUGUUACAGCCCUAUCAAUUACUUUGCUGGGGAAUGUAUGCCUGAGUAUGAUAUGUUUUAUGAGGACCAGACAAAUUACAAACUUCGAUGGAACCCUGUUAACGAUUCAGAUCCGACGGAUUUCCCCCAUCCCUUCUUCAGUUAUCAGUCUAUGUGGGAACUCUCCGGCUAUCCAUACCAAGGAAUUUUCCAAACCUACAGCGGCGGUGGAUAUGUGGCUGAGUUGGGAACAACAUUAUCAGAGGCCCAAUCGGUACUGAAUUUCCUUAAAGACAAUUACUGGAUUGGCAAACAAACGAGAGCUGUAUUCAUUGAGGCCAACAUCUUUAAUCCUAACAUGAACUUGUGGGGCAUUUCAUUGUACCUUUGUGAAUUUUUACGGACUGGAGCUAUUGAACCAUUUCCCAGAAUGCAUGUCUUUCGGCUUGACCGCUACAUUAACAACGACUACAUGUAUUUUGUUAUGGCUAUUGAAAUCUCUGCUCUGGCUUUUGUCAUCUUCUACACUAUCAAAGAAUUUAAGAAAAUCAAGGAACAAGGCAAAAUGUAUUUCACGCAAUUUUGGAACAUCUUUGAGUUGGUGAUCCUAGCUCUAUCGUAUGCCAUUGGUUUGGUGUUCAUCUGGAGGGCAGUUCUUUGUGUUCGCUCAUUGAAUAAAAUUGAAGAGAACCCAACGAGCUUUGUCAACAUGCACUUCACGGUUAUGUUGGAUGAUUUGUCCAGCUGGUUCAUUGCCUUCUUGGUCUUUUUUCUUAACGUUCGAUUCCUGCGUCUGCUGCGGUUCAAUAAGAAAAUCUCCUUACUCAGCAGUACCCUCCAGCACUCGGGGAAGAUGCUUCUCAGCUUCAGUUUUGUUUUCAACAUUGCUUUUCUCUCGUUUGCUUGCACGGCGUAUCUCUUCUUCAUGUCCAGACUGUUUGAAUUCAGGUCGUAUAUCGUUACUUUGGAGACUUUGUUAUCGAUGAUGUUGGGUAAAUUUGACUAUGAGGCCGCUUACAGUGCUACGCGAAUUUCUGGUCCCCUUCUGUUUGGGUUCUUCAGCGUUUGCUUCAGUUUCAUUUUGAUCAACUUCUUCUUGACAAUUUUGAUGGAGGCGUUUGAGACAGUUAGAAGAUACCCUGUAAAUCAGAGUAAUGAGCACGAGGUUAUUGACUAUUUCAUGAAGAGAUUCAAAAUGUUGUUGGGUGUGGGAGCUCCAACUAAGAGAAAGGUUUUGAGUAUUUUCCAGGACCCACGCUUGCAGCAGUAUGUUUACAUUGAAGGUAAGACAGUGGAUCAGGUAAAACUUCAAGAGCUUGAUGAAAGAGUUGAGAAAGUUAUCAAGAAAAUGGAAGGCUUUGUUGACUGCGAUGACGAGAUUAGGAAUGAACUAGAAAAGGAGAUGGAGGCUGUGAAGAAAAAUAGGAGGAGAAAAAUUGUUAUUGGUUAAAAUGAUUUUGAUAUGAUGAACACAAACGGAUUGUUAUCGAAGCCUAAGUGACUAGUACAUCAAAUCUUGUAUAUAAUGUACAUUUAUAUGUCGUUACAGUGAAUAUAAGUUCAUGUUUAUAUAUACAGUCGAACCUCAUUGUGUCAAAGUUCAAGGGACCGUCUGAAAACUUCGACUUAUCAAGUUCAUGACUUCAUGAUUUACUGGUGAAUAUUAAUGAAUUUUUACCAGAUAACACAUAAUUAUAAAUCCACUAAAGAAAGCGUUUCUACUCAUACUUCCCUUUAUCUUAAACACAUGGAUGUUAAAGUUGGUGAUAAAGGAAAAUUGUUAUUAAAGCGAAAGUGAGACAUUCUAUUGAAACAAAUGUAAUGUUAACCUUCGCAUAGUUAUAGAUGUUUGUAACCAAAAAUAUAUUACACUUUUAGUGCAGAAAACGUUUUCAUAUACUUGGAUAUAUAUGAAUAACAAAUCUUUUUAUAGUCA
Messenger RNA from Ostrea edulis (European flat oyster), 12150 nucleotides. RefSeq lists its product as uncharacterized. Bases 19 to 11664 code for a protein of 3881 amino acids. The transcript has 41 exons. The record is from RefSeq and is a predicted model, not a curated record. Gene Ontology annotation, biological process: kidney development; detection of mechanical stimulus. Lineage: Eukaryota; Metazoa; Mollusca; Bivalvia; Ostreida; Ostreidae. Gene Ontology annotation, cellular component: membrane. Gene Ontology annotation, molecular function: calcium channel activity; protein binding.